AUGUAAGGCUAAUAAGUCCAGUCUUCUCCCACAAAUAGAAAGGUUCUCAGGAUUCCAGGAAUUUUUAAACGUAUAUCAUCACCGCUUUUAACCGAGACUCAGGUCAAGUAACAACCUCAAUAGAUAGAUUUUGAAAGAUGGAAACUCAUGUCGCGCUACUUCCAAGUGCUGGAAUGGGGCAUUUGAUGCCAUCUCUUCGCUUCGCUGCCAUGUUAGCUUCUCAUAAUUGUAAGGUUACUAUACUCACUGCCCAGCCUACUGUCUCCGCUGCUGAAUCUAAUCAUUUGAAUAGCUUCUUUUCCGCGCAUCCACACAUUCAGCGACUUGAUUUUCAUGUCAUUCCCCUCCGCUCAUCCAAUGAUGAUCCUUUUUUCCUCCAGUUUGAAGCUAUUGUUCUUUCUGUUCAUCUUCUUCCUCCUCUUCUAACUUCUCUAUCUCCACCAGUCUCCGCUCUUUUUCUUGACACUGCUGCUGCAGCAUGUGUUGAUCAUCUUGCUGAUGAAACAUCAUUGUCUAUAUCCUAUUACAUCUUAAAUACAACUUCUGCUAGAUUUUUUUCUCUUAUUAGCCAUCUCCCCCACUUGACUCUUGAAGGAAGUUGCAAGAACUUGCAGCUUCCUAGUUUACCCUCAUUUUCAGUAUCAAAUAUUCCUCCUCCUCUGUUCAAUCCAGAGAAUCUCUUCACAACGCGAUUGAUCUCAAACCUUCGAGCUGUCUCCAAAGUUAAAGGUGUUGUUUCCAACACGUUCCACAGGUUUGAACCAGAGACGAUUGAAGCCCUCAAUAGUGGUAGGACAAUGAUCACUCUUCCACAGUUUCUGCCAAUUGGACCUUUCAAGUAUUACGAAUCCGUUUGUGAAAACACUUCUCUUCCGAAAUGGUUAGUUGAACAACCUGCAAAAUCAGUAGUUUAUGUGAGCUUUGGAAGCAGAACAGCCAUGUCAAAGGACCAAAUAAAAGAACUAGGGGAAGGGAUGUUAAAGAGCAAGCAGAGGUUCCUUUGGGUAUUAAAAUCAGUCAAAGUGGACAGAGUAGAAGAAACGGGACUAGAAGAAUUACUAGGAAGUUCACUCUUGGAGAGAAUUAAAGGGAAAACGCAUGGAAUGGUUGUUAGGGAAUGGGUGAAACAGGAAGAGAUUUUAUCACAUCCUGCCAUAGGAGGAUUCUUUAGCCACUGCGGUUGGAAUUCUGUAAUGGAAGCCGCUCAGAGAGGAGUACCCAUGCUGGCAUGGGCGCUACACGGGGACCAAAGGUUUAACGCAGAGGUGGUGGAGAAGGCAGGCUUAGGAUUGUGGCCGAAACAUUGGGGUUGGCUGGGGGAGAGAUUAGUGAAGUCGGAAGAGAUUGAGGAGAAGAUUACACAGCUCAUGGAAGAUCACAAGUUGCGGUCCAUGGCUCAGAAGGUGGGCGAAGAGGCUACAGAGGCUUGGGAAAUUGGUGGCACGUCGGAAAAGGUUCUUGGACAAAUAAUUGAAACGCUGAAGCUCAAAGUUUGAAAUGUUUUAUCUCACCUUAUAAGUUUUUCAUGUCCUUACAACAAGUAGUAAUUUACCCUAUAAUAAGAUUGGCUGCCAAGUUCAAUCAAAAUUAUUAAAUUGUUUACUUAUAUUACCAGUGUAAUACUAAGAUGAGUACACAAAUUUGAACUGGCAAUGAAGUAUCAGAAAUAAAAGAGGAUCACUAUACCGUGUCCAUUCCAA
This is a messenger RNA of Capsicum annuum, 1700 nucleotides long. Its product is annotated as UDP-glycosyltransferase 708C1. The record is from RefSeq and is a predicted model, not a curated record. Lineage: Eukaryota; Viridiplantae; Streptophyta; Magnoliopsida; Solanales; Solanaceae. Bases 138 to 1496 code for a protein of 452 amino acids. Gene Ontology annotation, molecular function: UDP-glycosyltransferase activity. The transcript has a single exon.